Messenger RNA from Caenorhabditis elegans, 435 nucleotides. NCBI's taxonomy places the organism in Eukaryota, Metazoa, Nematoda, Chromadorea, Rhabditida, Rhabditidae. The record is from the annotation of a RefSeq genome assembly.
AUGUUCCAGGCAACAAUCGAAAUAAUACUUGUGGUGUUGGCGUUGGUGCAGGUUCCGAUUAUGUUGUUUGGGAAACCAUAUUUUCUGUAUCGCCGAGACAAGCAACAAUCGAGAUAUAGCACUUUGACAGCAGAGUCACAUCAACAUCAGAGUGUUCGUGCACCAGAAUAGAAUCUAAAACCAAGUGGAGGUCACGGACAUGGACAUGGUGAUGGGCCACUUGAGAUGGGGGAUUUGAUGGUCUACCAGGCUAGUCACACAAUCGAAUUUGUUCUUGGAUGUGUGUCACAUACAGCUUCAUAUCUUCUUUGGGCUCUUUCAUUGGCUCAUGCUCGAAAAAAGCUGGAUGAGUACAAAUGCGUCGAAAAUGUUGUUAUUUCGGCUUUUUUGUUGAUUUUGUUGUCCAGUUGUUAUUCUUGUUAUGUUUUGAUUUAA